UUAUUUUCAUCAAAAUAAAAUUAGAUGGCUUUGUUCAGGGCAGCGAUAAGUCGUUCAUUUGCGACGUCAACCGUUCCAAAACUGAGGGCGGGGGCCGGCAGCCAUGCUACGGUGGAUCACGGUGCUCAAUCGGCUUCUGGGAUGAGCACCCUGAAGGCAGAUUUCGCACCGAUGUACAUGGUAGGGGGAAUGGUGGUUUUGGCGGUGUCAAUUGCAACCCACACUGCGUUUCAGCAGCUUGCGCGUUCUCCAACGGUUCACGUGAACAAGCACAGAAGGGAAACAAUGCCCGAAGUGUCUGACCCUGACCGCACCAUCAGCUCCGCCGACAAGUUCGUCAACGGCUCCUUCUUGAGGAAGCUCGCUCACGUUCAAGAUAACAAGACCACCCUCAAUGAUCCCGUUCGCCCUAACCCAUUCACCACUCCUCGAAGAGCUGAGACAUUGAAGACCGUGGGCGUUGACCCAACCUUGCAGCGUUGA
This is a messenger RNA of Arachis stenosperma, 483 nucleotides long. RefSeq lists its product as uncharacterized. NCBI's taxonomy places the organism in Eukaryota, Viridiplantae, Streptophyta, Magnoliopsida, Fabales, Fabaceae. The record is from RefSeq and is a predicted model, not a curated record. The transcript has 2 exons. The coding region runs from base 25 to 483 and encodes 152 amino acids.